UUCAUUCAUGAGUCGAUCUCUCUCCACCUCGCGAGCUUGACCCUCGCCCUACCCGGAAAUUUCUGAUAUUUUGUAAUAUAGGAUGAUUUCGAGAUCAGAUUCCGAAUCUAUAACAUUCGGAUUCGGAAUCAAGUUCCCAAAUUUUGGAGUAGGCGAGCUGACGAAGAUUCUGAGAGAGAGAUGGAGGCUGGAACUUCAGAGAUGGAUCCAGAAGCGAUCCCUGUAACAUUCGGUGAGAUUCAUCUAGAGAGAUUCCAUUUCUUCUUUGGCGUUUCAAUCUUCCUCAUGAAUCUGCUGUAAAUUCGUUGUGUGUUGUCGUAUGUGUUCUUCAAUUGCAGAUUCCUUCCGAUAUUCAAUAGUUUCUGAAUUUCAUCCCUUUUUUGUGUAUUGUUGUUUGAUGAUAUCUGUAACAUUCCCAAAAAUAAAAUCUUGAUUUUUGCUAUCAAUAAAUCAGCGUCAGGGCCAUGUAGUAAUCGAACCAAUCUCCAACAGGGGAGGCAAAAUUCUUCUGACUAAUGAAAUAUAUAUAUAUAUAUAUAUAUAUAUUGCCAUUUGAUUGCCAAAGCCUAUAAAUUUGCAUUCGUUAGUGAACUUCAUCACCAAGACUUGAGAAAGAAGAAAGUUCAAAUCCUCUCUCCGCAGUUUCAUCUAUCUUUCUUUCUUGAAGAGCAAUCGAUCAAAGCCUUCUUCACCGGUCAAAAGAUUUCUGGGUUCUUCAUCUAUUCCCGUUCUUGUUCGAAAUCCUAGCCUGGUUUUGGUCGAUUAGUUUCGUGUUCGCUUCUAGGGCUUUCUGGUGGGUUUUUCGCGUCACGUAAAUGGUGUCCGAUCAAUUUCUUUUGCUUUCCUCCGACAAAAUACGGCCAAAAGCGUUGGGAUUUCUACCUCUUUAGUGUUACAGUAGCGUAAAGAUUACAGGGUCUGAGGGAAAAAAGCCAUGCUUAGCGUGUUUCGAUUGGAACUACCGUUGAAAACUCCCAUUGCCGGCCGCGAGUUAACUCCCAAACUGCUUGUCCGUCGACCGGACAGGACCAUCACCGCCGAUGAUGUCCCUGAGUCGGCACCUCUUGAAGGUCACUUCUUGAGGUACAGAUGGUAUCGUGUUCAUAGUUAUGGGGAAGUUAUAUACUGUAGUGUGCAUCCAUCAGAACGAGCUACAUCGCAGUGUCAAUCCUGUUCAAAGUAUAACACUCUUACUGCAAUGAGCUACCAUUGUUCACCGGAAUGUUUCUCGAAUGCGUGGUAUGAUUAUCAUCGGGUUGUGCAUGAACAAGCGACGAAAGCUGCCGCCGAAAAGAAGAACGUUGACGAUGAGUUACGUCGCUAUCUUAGCUCAACAUUUGGCAGUUUCUUCGGGUCUGUGUCAAAUCCUAAUCUUUCCAAUGUCUCAGCCACACCAAACUACAUUGGAGGGGAGAGAUUGGUUGAGGUGGGGUGCUCUAGAACAUACACACCUAUGGAUCGGGAUAUAGGCCACGUUUUGAGGUUCGAGUGUGCUGUGAUCAAUGCAGAGACGAAAAAGGCUAUUGGAUACCCAGAUGAUAUAUGGACUAAUCAUGUUAUUGCACCUCCUCCAUCAAUUCCCCGUAGGAUGAUCCCCGUUGAAGGAAUCGAUCAAGACGAUGGCCUUACAUCUGCAGGAUCGUUCACUCUUCUUUCGUAUAAUAUCUUGUCUGAGUCUUCUGCCGAUGGCCGCUUAUACAAUUACUGCCCUCCAUGGGCUCUUUCUUGGCCUUACCGUAGUCAGGAGUUGUUACGGGAGAUUGUCGGGUACCGUGCGGAUGUAGUUUGUCUGCAAGAGGUACAAAGUGAUCAUUUCGACGAUUUUUUCCGACCUGAACUCUAUAAACAUGGGUAUGAAGCUCUGUACAAGAGGAGAACUGAUGAGGUUUUCAGUGGUAAUGUACAUAGGAAGAUUGACGGGUGUGCGACGUUUUUCCGGGCGGAUAGGUUUUCGUGUGUCAGAAAAUACGAUGUCGAAUUCAAUAGAGCUGCUUGGUAUUUGGCUGAGGCCGUAAUCCCGAGUGACCAGAAAACAACUGCUUUGGACCGACUGGUUAAGGAUAACGUCGCUUUAAUAGUUGUUUUGGAAGCGAAAUUCGGUAAUCAAUGCACCGAUGCCUCGGGCAAGCGACAGUAUAUAUGUGUGGCAAACGCGCACGUAGUAAAUAUUGAUCAAGAACUGAAGGACGUGAAGCUCUGGCAGGUUUUCACAUUACUAAAGGGGUUGGAGAAAAUAGCUUCUCAUUCCGAUAUCCCUACCAUCGUGUGUGGAGAUUUGAAUUCGUUCCCCGGGAGCGCUGCUCAUUAUCUUCUUUCGACGGGGAUGAUCCACCCGUUGCACCUGGAUUUCGAGGUAGAUCCCCUCGGUAUCUUGCAUCCGAAAGACAGGCUGACCCAUCAACUGCCACUGGUGAGCGCGUACGCAUCGUUUAUGACUAGGGGAACGGGUCGUGGAAGCGUGAUGCACAGCAGGAGAAUGGAUUGCCAGACGAACGAGCCUCAGUUUACUCACUGUUCGAGGGCGUUCUUAGGGACCUACGAUUACAUAUUCUACACAGCGGAUACGUUAAGGGUGGAGGCCUUAUUGGAGCUGUUGGAUCUGGGCGCUGCUCUUCCUUCCUCUCAAUGGCCUUCUAGCCAUUUAGCACUCAUGGCCGAGUUCCGCCUCUCGCCUAAGACCCGGUCGCCCGCGCCAAACGCCAAACGCCUAAGGCUAAACGCUAGUACAGAGUUGUUAUAAGAGAUAGGGACUAGAGCUUUGGCAAUGGCGGCAGAUGAGCUGUCUGUAGACAUUCUUCUUGACUCAUUUCUUGAUCUUAGGAGAUGGCGUUUUUUUUGUUCAUCACAACAAUUGCUUCCUUUUUUUUUUCUUCUCUUGACGAAUACGAUGAUGUAAGAGAAGAGGAUGGAACAUCAGAUAGUGUACAAGAUUCAGAAGAUUACAGUAAAGCUUUGUUAUGAGAA
Tarenaya hassleriana is the source of this 2964-nucleotide messenger RNA. RefSeq names its product carbon catabolite repressor protein 4 homolog 2-like. Gene Ontology annotation, molecular function: poly(A)-specific ribonuclease activity. Bases 935 to 2740 code for a protein of 601 amino acids. Gene Ontology annotation, biological process: nuclear-transcribed mRNA poly(A) tail shortening. The record is from RefSeq and is a predicted model, not a curated record. Gene Ontology annotation, cellular component: CCR4-NOT complex; cytoplasm; nucleus. Lineage: Eukaryota; Viridiplantae; Streptophyta; Magnoliopsida; Brassicales; Cleomaceae. The transcript has 11 exons.